GACUUAGAAGUCCUAAUCAACAGAAUGACCAACCACAGUUCCAAAGGAUUCAAGAUGCUACCUACCUCUAGAGAACUGAUCAGUUUAGAAUACAGACUGAGACAUUGAGGAUGGGGGGGGAUAGAGGAGGAGACAUGACCAGCAUAAGCAUUUAUUUGCUUGACUAUAUGUUUAGAACUUGUUUUAUUUUUCUUGCUUUCUCAGGAGAGAGAAGAAAAAAAAUGCAGACCUUAAAGUAAAAUAAAAAUUAAAAGUAUAUAUACCUAACUAGCAGGUUACCUUAAAAAAAAAGUGGGGAAUUGGGUUGGGAUUCCACUUUAUAGCGGAUAUGAGAAAAAAGAAAAAUUCUGCCUCCCCAGCUGAGUCUGAGAAGCCCAUCAAGGUUCUUCUAAACUUGAAGCUUUGGUAUCUAGUCCUGCUGUUACACUGUUACUGCCAGUCUCCAUGGAGACGCAUCCCAACCCUAUUCUAGAACCCUAGAUCAUGACAGGACCACUUGGUAAAGAGAAUUGACUUCUAGGUGUGUCAUGGAGGCUUUGGGGAAGGUACUCUCCUGUCCGGUGUGUUUGGAUCUAUUCACCCCACCUGUUCUUGUCCUUUCCUGUUCUCACAACUUCUGCAAACAGUGCCUGGAGCAGAUCCUUCUCUGCCAGAAUUGCACCCACGUGAAUGGGCAGUUUUGCUGUCCAGUAUGCAGGAAAGUCAUAUAUUUGAGAGGAAGGGGGACAAAUGGAUUGCAGAGGAACAUUCUGGCAGAAAACAUACUGGAAAAAUUUAAAGAUGAACUGGAGACUAUCCAUGCCAAGGAGCAAAACCAGCUUGCUCAAAUGUGUGAAAAACAUGGAGAAAUUAUGAAUCUGAUGUGCCUGAAUGAUGAUGAACCGAUAUGUGGAAUCUGUAAACUCUUUGGUGACCAUAAACCUCACAGGAUUGCAAAAAUUUCAGAAGCAUAUUCAGCAAGGAAAAUUACUUUUGCUGAGGAUAUACAGCUGGUACUUCAGAAAUCUGAAAGCACAACUCAAGCAACAGAGGAAACAGAAAAAUUGAUCAGCGAGCUCAUCACCAGCACAGCAGACACUCGAGCUAUGAUCGACACUAUUGGAAGCAGCCUAUUAAAUGGUAUCAAAUUUAGGAUUGCUACCCUGAAAAAGAAAUUAGACAAUGAACAUUCUACCAAGUUAGAGAAAUUACAGCUUGUUGCCAGGGAACUUCAAGCUCCCAGACAGCUUUACCAACAGAUGAAAACUCUUCUGGAGCAACAUCUGAACGCAGUGCAAUUCCUUCAUGAAGAUAAAAAGCUCAGGACAGAAAUGGAGAGACUUAUGGAAGGCAACUCUCUCCCAAAGGUGCCAAUAAAAGAUAACAUUUCCAUUAGGCACUAUUUUCAAGAGCUCAUCAAAGGCAUGGACAUCACUGAUUUUGUUCUUUCUAAAACAGACCAGGUGUUGGUGAAUACUGCCGAACUGUGUGAAGCCUGGAGAUCAGGGUGUCCGACACAAAGCACUUUGUCAGGAGAUAUACCAGAUGAGAUUUUCUGCAAGACUGUGCUGGGUUUGUUUCGAAAACCUAAUGAAAAGGAGCUCAGCCUUCCUCGAAACCCAUCCUGUUCAGCUUGUAGUCCAUCUACUCCCAUUAGCUCCACACAAGAAAGUGAUGCUGGGUCAAAAGAGUCAACAGUAUAAGGCAAUAUUUAGUGCAUGAAGAUGAAUGCUGCUUCUAUCACUGCAAAUGCAGUCAGAAAGACACAACUACAUUAAAAAAAAAAGACUCUUCAAGGUGUGAUUUUUUCCCUCUCUUUGAACCAAAGGGCUUCAUUGGGAAUUUAGCUUAUGAGAAUUAUUUUUUAAUGGAAACUUCAUGUAGAUCUUUUUUCAAGCUUUUCUUGUGGAUUAAUUAUGUCUCAGGUCAGCAUGUAAGUGCUUUCAAUCUGGAAGGAUUGGGAGCUGAGUUUUUGGCCAACGAGAGGAGAAAUAUACCAGGACAAAAAAGCAGAAGAGGGUAGAGGAGUGAUUAUCUCUGAUCACUUGCCAUAGAAUGUCAGUUCUUGGGGUUGGCCUAAGAACAGUUUUCAUUGGUUAGAAAUUCUAUUAACACAUUUCUUUCCACAGCAAUGAAAGCCUUGGAGAGAUCCUUGCUUGUGCUUUCUCCCCCUUUGUUUUCCCCUUCUAUUGAAUGAAGUUAACUGCUAGGAAAAGCCUCCCUUAGGAAUUCUGUUGUAGUUUUGCAGAAGUGGAGGAAAUGCUUCUACCUCCUAAAUUCUUAUCAAAAGAAGAAGUCUCAAUUAGUGGACAGCACAAUCUCAGGGACACCAGAGUCUAGAUUCCACUUCUGACGUUACCACUUACUACCUUUUGUGAUCUUGAGAGAAAGUCACUUCCUUUUUUCCUCAGAUUCUUUAACUGCUAAAACACUAGAAUAAUUCCAAGUUCCUUCUAGUUCUACAUUCUAUUCCAUUAAAAAAAAAAAAAAAGCAUUCAUAAGAGCCUCAGUCUAGGAAGGGGAAAAGUGAUGGCUCACAUUUUUCUAGUGGCUUCAAACACUUUCCUCCAAAUAGUCUUAGGAGGUGGCUAGCACUAUCUUAUAGAGGUAGAAGUUUAAAAAAGGUGAAGGGGCUUGUCUCCAUUUACACAGUGAAUGAGAAGCAGAACCCAAACUGGAACUGGGGUCUCCUGACUCCCCUUAAUCCCCUUUCCACUGAAGCCUCUUUCUAGUGUAUUUGGCAUUGAGCUAGAGAUUGAAGAGUCUAUAAAAGAAAUGUAAACUGUAAACCGUAAUCCCUGCCAUCCAAGAGUUUAUAAUCUACUUGGAAGCAUCCAUGUUUCUCCCACACAAUGGUAUUGAGGUUUUAAAGAAGUUUUGUGUUUUUCAAGGAUUUUUUAAAACUUGUAAUUAUCAGAAAUAGGCUAUGUACUUUAUAAGUCUAAGAGUCCCAAGAGUGAAAAGAGUAGAUUUGUUAACCAGGAAUGGAAAGAGUAACCCAUUAAUAUCUACAGCUACAUUAACACCUCCACCAAAAUUAUUCACUAUUACCUUUUUAGACUAAUAGAGUGCAAGCUAUGACAUGUCCUAGCAAGCUAAAAAAGCUUUUGACUAUGGGCUCAGGAAUGGAGUGUUAGUCAUCUGUGGAUCAGCUUAGAGAGUUGAUCAUGGGGCAACUAACUUUUUCAGUUAUAAGUACAGUGAAACUGUACUAUGAUACAGAGGAGUAGUGAUCAGCAUCAGAGAAGGGAGCACCUGCACCAAUUAAAGAAAAACUAUCAGAUUAACUAUCAGAUUAGCUAAGUACAAAUUGCAGAAGGAAAAGGUCCUAGGAAAGCUAAGUCAAUGAGGAGGGGGGAAAAAACCCUGGAAUAUGACUAUCAUGGAAGAUAAAUGGAAUGGGAUACCACAUGAGUGGUCAGAUGCAUCUUAAAGAAUCCAGGAGAGCAAAAUACUCUAGGCAAGGGGAAGGGGAAAGUGAGAAAAGGAGAUGAAGUAUAGGGAGGGAGAAAAAGAAAACUAUAAGUAAAUACAUUUUACCACAUAUGGGUCCUGGGCCUACAUGUAAGUCAUGUAACAUUUCAGUGGGUUCCCACGUCGUCAUUCUCUAAACUAUAGUUGAGUAAACUUCUGUCCAGAUUGCUCUCCUCUACCUACACAAGCUGGACCCUGCUGUUCUUUUGGAGAGCUGUUUCUGAUUGUUUCACAAUCCUAUCAAAAAGAGACUAGGUAGAGUUGAAUAGCUAAGGAUACUAUUUAAAAAAAAAAAAAUCCUUCUCUGUAAAACAUUGGCCAACUUAUGGCAGUCUAAUCUUGCAUGUGGGUAUUUUGGUUCAUCAAGGAGAAUGUGCUUGGGGCUGUCAUGAGGAAUUCCACCAACCAGGACUUCCAUACAAUUCCAUUUCUUGUUGGGCUGUCUUCACCAUCACACAAAGCUUCUAUUCUGUCAAGCUUUGUUUACAGUACAUAUAGUAGUUUUAGAAGGCAAGAGUAUAUAUCUCCUAAAGGUCUUUAACCAUGAUGAAACUCCUAAACAAAUCAGUAACUGGAGUUAGGAGCCAAAGGUGACUGUCUUAGUUUGAUCAUCAAUUUAGAGUCCAUGUGUGACCUUGGGUCUAUCACUUUCCUCUGGACCUAGUGUUUUCUAAUCUAUAAUAGAAGUACCUGGAUCUGAGGGUGUCCCUGGACCUUUCCAACUUUACAAACUUCUGUUACAACUCUACCAUAUUUUAAAGCUUCAGUUCCCUUGAAAGAGAACAGGAUUCUAAGAGAUUUUCAUUACCUAUUUUUCAACGAGAAUUGUCCCUACCAUGGCUGUAAUAGUUUUUUUUUUUUUUUUGAAGAAAUUACUUUGGUAUGCACAUGGUAUACAAAGCAGGGUUAGAAGCCAAAUAUUUCUGCUUUGUCUUUCCAAUUCCAUGUCUUGCCAAGUUCUAUUUCAAACGUCUUAAGGCAAAAGCGUUGAGGCAUCAGAAACAAAACUAGGGUACCUUCACUAGCGGCUUCCAAGCAGGAUAGCACUGGGAUUCACAAGAGCUCAAUCGAAGUGUACUAUCUGCUGCUUAAGGAGGGUGCCUCCAGGCUGGCUCAUCUCAAAUCCCCCAUCUUGCUAACUACAAGCUGACCACUCACUGCACCCAAAUUCUUCCAGCCGGUGAGGUAGAAAAUAGAGCAUUUGUUAAGCACCCAACCGGCGGGGCUCUCCCGGUGUUGGGGAAGCUGGGGGGGGGGGGGAGGGUUGGAGGGGGAGGGCGGGGAGGAGCACCGAGAACGACUCCCCUGCAAGGUGGGGCUGGAGCCCUGAAGGAGAAGGGUGUCCCAAGAAGGGGGUGGGCAGCCGGACUGCGGGCCCCACAGGGACACAUAGGGGCUCUUUGGAAAUGGGAGGGCUUGAACCCGGUUGGGGCUGGACAAAGUGGAUCCCAAGGGUUAGGGCGGGACUGGGGGGCGGGGGAGUGAGGAGAAACCGGGAUGGAGCGCAGCGCUCCCGCAUCAUCUUUGAAGCUUCCUUCCUGCUCUACAUUCUUUGCCAGAGGUUACCCCAAAGCUGAUCAAAGGCAGAGCUUGAACAGAAC
Molecule: messenger RNA, 5054 nt
Organism: Antechinus flavipes (yellow-footed antechinus)
Lineage: Eukaryota; Metazoa; Chordata; Mammalia; Dasyuromorphia; Dasyuridae
Product: tripartite motif-containing protein 54-like
Exons: 5
Coding region: 528-1682 (384 amino acids)
Molecular function (GO): zinc ion binding
Source: RefSeq, a predicted model, not a curated record